AUGCAGAGUAACCAAAUUACCCCUCCUUUCUCUUCCCCAUCCUCUCUUCUUCCUUAUCUCAUCUGCGAGCAAUUCCCGGGCUCAACGUGGACACUACCGGAGGGGGACUUCCCGUUUUCCGGCAUCCGGGGCUUCAACGCGUGCACCCGCGAGAGCCUCGGCAACGCGCUGCGGCGCGGCAACGCGCUGCCCGAGACCCACUACCGCCAUGGAUGUACAUGCACCUGCAGCACGACGUACUUCAACCGCAACGGCAAUGAGCCGCGCUUCUUCUGCGACGACGGGCUGGACGCAUUGUGGCGCGUCGACUGGAUGGUGCUCCUCUCCGACAACUACUUCGUGCUCGGACUGUUCCUGGUCUCGCGCAUCGAGCGCGUGCUGCCGCGGAUGUUCCCGUGCCACGAUGCUGCGUUCCACCUCCUCGGCCGCUACCUGCUCCACCCGAGGAACGUGAGAACAUCCUGCCCCGUGUGCAGCAGGAGCUCAACUUUACCACUGCCGGAGAGCAGCCGGGCGGCGCGGCCGGGGAGGCGCAAGCCGGUGCUCGUCGUGUCGCUACAUGGCGCCUACUCCGAGAGGAUCAAGGACCUAUACUACGAGCAGGACAUAGCAGGCAGGGAAUCCAUGAGCGUGUUCCAGCCGACGCACUUGGACCGGCAACAGUCCGGGGAGAAGCUGCACAACCAGGAGGAAGAGGAAGAAUAUGACAAGUGGGGUCAGGGGUAUUUUUGA
Messenger RNA from Oryza sativa Japonica Group (Japanese rice), 732 nucleotides. Its product is annotated as fucosyltransferase 6. Gene Ontology annotation, molecular function: galactoside 2-alpha-L-fucosyltransferase activity. Gene Ontology annotation, cellular component: membrane; Golgi apparatus. Lineage: Eukaryota; Viridiplantae; Streptophyta; Magnoliopsida; Poales; Poaceae. Gene Ontology annotation, biological process: cell wall biogenesis; xyloglucan biosynthetic process. The record is from RefSeq and is a predicted model, not a curated record.